This is a messenger RNA of Raphanus sativus (radish), 2280 nucleotides long. RefSeq names its product GDSL esterase/lipase At2g19050-like. The transcript is spliced from 5 exons. The record is from RefSeq and is a predicted model, not a curated record. The coding region runs from base 43 to 1086 and encodes 347 amino acids. Lineage: Eukaryota; Viridiplantae; Streptophyta; Magnoliopsida; Brassicales; Brassicaceae. Gene Ontology annotation, molecular function: hydrolase activity, acting on ester bonds.
UAAUGUUGCCACUUUUCAGAUUUUAGUAAUUGAUUUUCAGAAAUGGCGGAGGGAAUGUUCAAGGUAUUGCUGUGGGUUUUUGUGGCAACGGUGUUUGCAGUGGCCGAAGGACAGCGCGUGCCUUGCUAUUUCGUUUUCGGAGACUCAGUUUUCGACAACGGUAACAACAAUGCCUUGAACACCUCCGCUAAAGUUAACUAUUCACCUUAUGGUAUGGAUUUUGUUAGAGGUCCCACGGGCCGGUUCAGCAAUGGCCGUAAUAUUCCCGACUUUAUCGCUGAACUAAUGAGAUUCAGUGAUUACAUUCCACCUUUCACCGGAGCAUCCCCGGAACAAGCUCACAUCGGCUUAAAUUACGCUUCUGGCGGCGCGGGAAUUCUCGAAGAUACUAGCUACCAUCUGGGUGGUAGAAUCAGUUUUAAAACGCAAAUAAAGAACCAUCGGACGGCGAUUAUGACUGCAAAUGUGCCCCCGGAGAAGCUGAAUCAAUGUCUAUACACUAUUAAUAUAGGAAGCAAUGAUUAUCUUAACAACUACUUCAUGCAAGGUGAUAAGUACAAUACACAACGCAAGUACACUUACGAUCAAUUUGCUGAUUCCCUGAUUCGACGUUAUCGCUCUUUUCUGAAGUUGUUGUAUGUCCAAGGAGCAAGGAGGGUGGCGUUGUUUGGGGUCAGUAAACUAGGGUGCACGCCGCGGAUGAUUGCCUCCCAUGGUGGGGGUAUGGGCUGUGCCGCUGAAGUGAACAAAGCAGUUGAACCUUUCAACAUGAAACUUAAAGCUCUGGUCAGAGAGUUCAACACUAACUUCGGCGAUACUAAGUUCACUUUUGUUGAUAUGUACUCCGGGCAAACUCCUCUUGCGUAUGCUUCCUUAGGGUUUGCUGUAACACAAAAGAGUUGUUGUACCGUCGAAUCAGGGGAAGAGCUAUGUGCGGCGGAUAAACCGGUUUGUGCGUUUCGAAACCGGUACGUGUACUGGGACAGUGUCCACAGCACUGAGAGGGCCAACAUGUUUCUGGCAAAGGCUGCUUUUGCCGGAAUCGUUGCUUUUCCUUACAGCCUUGCCUUGCUUGGAACAGUAUAGGGAUAAUAUAUACUCGAAACCAUUCAUUUUCUUUUGUUGAUAUAUAUAUAAGGGAUAUUUGUUUUUAACUUAAUUGUCCCUUUAUUUAACAAGGAAACUUUGUUUCAUUAAAAAAAAAACUCUUAAAUAUUAAUUUACGAACAAAAAUAUGUCCGUCACUCAUAUGUUGGAAAAUGAUCCGCGGUUUAGUCAGAUGGCUGACUUUUGUUUUUUUUUCAGGAAAACAACGAAAAAUCAAAUGAUCUAUUACUAUGACUCAGGUUUUAGAAUGGUAAUUUUAGCAAAGUGGAACUAGCUAUAAUGUGCCAACGUUAUUUUUUGUAAUCAUUGUUCUCCUAUUCCGUACAAACUAUAUCCACGAGAUGUUACAAAAAAAAAAACAAUAUCCAAGAGUUGAAGCCAUAUAUACUCAAUAAAUAAUACUAUUAGCAAGGCCUGAAAAGUUAGCAUUCGCAAAUAUAAUUGGUCUUAUUGAAUUUUAGCAAUAUAUUUUUGUUUCAGUUGUAGCUAACGCACAAACUUACUUUCCAUCAUUAAAUCUUCUGAUGGAUUGCAACGAUAGUCUUAAACAGGAAGGAAUUUGUUUGACAAACAACCCGUUCUAAGUCAAAUGCAUUAAGACAUACCAUAUGUUGAUAUAGAGAAAGUCAGAUCUAAAUCCAAUAUAUACUACAUAGUAAGCAAAAAUAUAAAGUGUAAUUAUAUAUGUGUAAAUUUGUUAAUACAAAUCAAGAAUCACACCAACAGUAGUAGAAUCCCUACUCGAAUCCUUAUUCAAAUGGAAAUGAAAAUGCAUAGAUAUAUGAAUACUUGUGUGUAUAUAUAGAACCCUAGAUAUCUUCUUUUUUUUUUUACUAAGAGAACCCUAGAUAUCUUCAUAUAAAUGUUUCUUGAAGGCCUCCAUGUGAGCUACCUGUAGACACGUGGCGAGAAUCAGCGAGCCGUCAUCAUUUUUAUCAGGCAGUAGCAGAGAGCCCCCGUCUCCGUCAUGCGUGCAUGGUCCCAUGUGGACCUCCUUGCCCCACCCGAAAUCAAGGCCGUACAUCGGUAGAGUUAACCAGCUCACAAGUCCAAGGUUAGGGUUUCCGUAGAAUGGACCCUCCGUGCUUCCCAAGGCAUGUAUAUCUUGAAACGUCUUCAGAUCCUCGUGGUUUUUUAGAUACUCUAUCCCAGUCAUUACGUAUUCGUUUGUCA